This is a messenger RNA of Closterium sp. NIES-65, 768 nucleotides long. NCBI's taxonomy places the organism in Eukaryota, Viridiplantae, Streptophyta, Zygnematophyceae, Desmidiales, Closteriaceae. The record is from the annotation of a GenBank genome assembly.
AUGGCUCGAGCUCUUCGUCGCGCGAGGACGACGUCGAAUCGCCGCAAGGCUGGAACGGCCCGGUCGCAGGAGGAUGCGCGCACCGCGCGGAGUGGAAAGAGGAGCAGGGACCCAGACCUAGAGGACGAUGAAGGGCGUGAAGAACCUGCAGCGACGGGCCCGGGCCCAGUGUCGUCAGACGACGACCCAAACGAAGCUCUUCCAAGGGUCAAUCCGCGCGUCGACGGCGACGAAGACGCCACACAGGAGGAGGCCUCAGAUUCCGCGCCCGUGACCAGGGCGGGAGAUGACGGCGCUGCGCAAGAUGCAGAUGGACACGGCAGCUACAAUGGCACGGCUGGAGACGGCACUGCUGGCCUCGCUGGCCAACCACCAGGCGAAGAAGCGCAAACGCGCGGCAUGCCAUUUGCGUCGGGCGCAUUUGCUGCUUGCGCUCGCGCGGCGUUCAGGCCCCGGAUGGUGAACGGGACGCUGACGUUGAAGCUGUAUCACAUGGCGUGGCUCGAACACGUGGUGACCGACGCGAUCCGCUUCUGGGACACCCGCAAGGGCAGGCUCUCGAACUCUGCGGGUGUCAACGCGCAGAUCGUGGACGGCCUCCGCGAGUGCGCGCUCGUGGACGUCAUGGCUGCCAUCGAGCAGUACCAGCUGCAGUACGACCCCACGACGUCGUCGUGGGCGUGGGGCCGCCAUGGGCUGCGCCUGUCUGCGGAUGGAGUUGAGAGGCAGGAGCCCGCCAAGCAGGCACACAGCGAGAGCGACGGCUAG